AUGUCGGCCUUCCUUCGCUCCGCUAGCCGCACUGCCGUCUCGUCGGCUCGCAGCUUCAGCACCAGCUCCCCGCGCGAGGUCGCCCGCAUUACUGUCAUCGGCCGCCUUGCCGAUACCCCCGAGCUUCGUACUUCCGCCAGCGGCCGCCAGUGGCUGCGUUACACUGUCAACACCCGGUCUGGCCCUGCCUCGAACCCCAAGACCAGUUGGUGGAAUGUCAACGCCUGGAUUGAGGAGGGCCCCCAGCGUCAGUUCCUGCAGAACCUCCCCAAGGGCUCGCUCGUCAUGGUUGAUGGCGAUGUGACUAUUGACCAAUGGGUUACUGCUGAGGGUACCCAGCGCUCGGCUCUGAACAUCAGGCACCGCAGCAUCGAGGUUCUGCGCCGCCCGCGCCGGAACAUCCAGGAGGGUGAGCAGCAGGAGAGCCAGCAGGAGGGCCAGCAGCAGUGA
This is a messenger RNA of Thermochaetoides thermophila DSM 1495, 450 nucleotides long. RefSeq names its product putative single-stranded DNA binding protein. Gene Ontology annotation, biological process: mitochondrial DNA replication; positive regulation of helicase activity. NCBI's taxonomy places the organism in Eukaryota, Fungi, Ascomycota, Sordariomycetes, Sordariales, Chaetomiaceae. Gene Ontology annotation, cellular component: mitochondrial nucleoid. The record is from RefSeq and is a predicted model, not a curated record. The transcript is spliced from 3 exons. Bases 1 to 450 code for a protein of 149 amino acids. Gene Ontology annotation, molecular function: single-stranded DNA binding.